Molecule: messenger RNA, 1142 nt
Organism: Aphis gossypii (cotton aphid)
Lineage: Eukaryota; Metazoa; Arthropoda; Insecta; Hemiptera; Aphididae
Exons: 2
Coding region: 147-665 (172 amino acids)
Source: RefSeq, a predicted model, not a curated record
CAGGACAAGAGGGCAGAGCAUGCGGUAGUUGGUGGUUAUAAAAAAGACGACGUUCUUCGCCGGUUAAUAACAGUUUGCAAACGGCCGUACAGUUAAUUAAGACCAGCGGUUCAGUAGUCUUUAAUUUCGCACACAACAAUAAUAAUAUGAUGUUCAACAAAUUUGCCGUAUUCGCCUUAUUGGCCGUCACUCUACUGGCCGUUUCGGCCAUCGGACAUCCGACCACGGAACCCGCGACCGGGGAAGGCGAUAGGGUCGAGGAAACCGGAACGACCGUUAAACACGGUAUCCAGAGUUGGCUAAAGAAAGUCCAAUCGAAAAUCGUCAAAUCCCACGACAAUUGCACUCACGGUGGAGGCGUCAUUCACUGGGUGAAGAACAAAUUGGGAUUGGCGAAAACCACCACUACCACCGAGACACCAACAACCACCACAGAAACCGAUUAUUCGGGUUACCAACCGAUAACCUCGUCGGUGGGUGCACCACAAGGAGAAACGGAAGAAGGAUACGGUGGCGACGACAUCACGAUACUCGACGAUACCGCGGUAAUGAAUCCCGAUGACGUUAGCGGCAACGAAUCUACCGGUGUAGAUACAACAUCGUCGUUGACAGAAAAUUCCAGCUACCCAGAGGAUCCUUCCAUUGACGUACGUCAGCGUUUUUAAACGGACCAUCUGAACGAUUACUAUGGUAGUUGUUUUAUCUUCUAUGAACUUCGCUUAAUAAUAUUCAGAUUUGUGAUUGUUUUUGUAUACUUUUACAUUUUUGUACGAACAAAAAGUUCCACUAUAUUGUAUAAGGUAUUUUUUGUUUUUUGUUUUGACAAUUAUUAUUAUUAUUAUUGACGAAUGUUACGAACUAUAACCAUGUCGCUCAAGCAAUUCGCUUUGUUUGAGGAUAUAUGUCGAUAUAAUUUUGUGCGCAUAAGCUAAUUUAAUAUACUUCGAUAAGUAUACGUAUAUGUAUAAACAUUAAAAUAUUAUUAUUAAACUAUUGUAAUCAUAAUUAUUAAUAUUACAUAUUAUUAUUAUUGUUUUUAUUUUAUAUUAUUACUAAUAUUUUAUUAUUAUUAUUAUUAUUAUUAUUACUAUUAUUAUUAAAACAAUGUAUGAUGUAAUUUAAUAAAUGACUUACGAACUAAA